Molecule: messenger RNA, 3314 nt
Organism: Pocillopora meandrina
Lineage: Eukaryota; Metazoa; Cnidaria; Anthozoa; Scleractinia; Pocilloporidae
Source: the annotation of a GenBank genome assembly
CACCACGAUGUACACGACGGAUCAGCAAAGGUGAGUGUGAAACUUUCUCUACUAUCCUUCUUAAAUCGAAGGGGCCGUAUUAUUGAUGGGUGAUUCUCUCUUUGCUGUGAGAGGAGUGUUUCACCUACCUUUGCAUAACUCGAAAGUUUAGGACACAGAAAAGGCAAAUACCAUGUAUAAUAGAUAAUUUUUAGAUCUUCUGCUUCUAAAGCAAGGUCAUAUAAAGGCAACGGAGAUAUAAAACUAAAAGGUGAUACAUGUGUAUAAGAAUGCUACUCAGAAAUCAAGAUCAAACACAGUCGAAUUUAGUUUUGCUCUCGGACAAACACGGUUGUGGAUCGAGUUUGAGAGUUAACAUGCAAAUUUCUUGGAUUAACCUUAAAUUUGAAAAUCCGCCGGUAAACUGAAGCAGGACAAAAAUGCUUAUUUUUCAUAUAAGGUUUCUCUUAUGAGCAAAGAGUGUAUAAAUUUCCGUAGACUAGUCCAAAGGUUGCAAAGCCUUCCUUGAAGGCGGCAAGUUUGCUUUAUUUUCCAAGUACCAGUUAACCUUGGCUUGAGAAACGAGGAACGGUAACCUCAAAGUACUCGAAAGUUUACCGAGCCGAUGCAAUCUCCAAAUUGAAAUUUUACAGUACUUUUCGGAGAUUCGAGAGUUCUUCACUUUAUUUCCUUUUCAUCUGGGCCGGCUAAGUGUUUAUCUUCUGACGAGCUACUACUCAUUUGAUAAUUUUCCAACAUGGCGGAACAUGGCUGUCAAACGUCGGGCAUGCGUAAGGGAGUCAAUUUGGCCUGUCGCGCGCCGAUUUCCCGCAACCAUAAUACACAACCCUUGUCACGCAAAAUGAGCCGGAAAAAUAAAACGUCCAUAGAAGGAAAUAAAAGUAGAGAAAAGGAGAGCUCAAAAUUUUUGGAACGUAAAGCCCAGUAAAUUACGUGUAUUCUGCUGAUUUUCCAUUUUCUUUAGAGGUUCAUGGAAAACAUUAGACGGUUCUAAACCACUGUAACUAAAUGACUUGUGUGUUUUUUAUAGCUCCUGGAAGACAACUUUGUUAUGCUAUGUAAUCAACAACCCACAACGCAGCUUAUCGCGCAUGCUAAAGAGUUGCAGUCACGUCACGACCAUAUUUUUUAGGCUGGAUAGGUUAACAAACAGCGCACGCUGUGAGUUCUCCUUAACUAAAAGCAUUUUAUUCUUGAUUUCCGAACAGAUACUUAAUGCACACUUGGCUUAAACGAAACACAUGAAAUUAGUCUACAGUCAUGGGAUAUUCGAUGUUCCUGUUAUUUUCUAAAUAAUUCCUUCUAAUUAUUGCUUUGUCCAGGAUGGUGCAAAGUUCAUCCAAUGAUAUUUUAAAUUUCAUCUUAUUUAAAUGUUUAUGAGGUCAUAUCUGUGAUCAGUAAGGGAUAUAUUUCGAAAAAAUAUCUGAUGGAUUCGCUAAAUGAAGGAUUAUUGAUAAUGGUUAGACAACAUCAUUGGUAAUGUUUUAGGAAAGCAUUGAGGAAAUCACUAAGCCGAUGAACGACCAGUGGUACCGCAGAAACAAUGAGCAGUUCGUGUCCCUAAACCAAGAAGGUCCUAUCUUUGGUCACUACCUGAAAAUUGACGGAAAAUCUGUUGUUACAUAUGCCCUAGAGACAGAUCCAAAAAGUAAGUAUAUAUUCCAGUUUGGCCACAUAUUCACAGCUUUAUUCGUGAAAAGAUCGAGGAACAUGGACAAGAAACAAAAUUCAAUGUAAAUCAAAUGCAGCAGUCUUCGGAUGAGGCAAAUCUAACCAUGGUCGUUACUACGAAUAAAAAUUUACCAUACAAUCUCUACAGACAUCUACAGACCGGCCUGAUAUUCACACUUUUCGCUUUCCAUAGUUUUUUAUCAAUUCAGUUUUUGCGAAUCAGCGCUUUUAAAGAAUAGUAUCAAGACCUUGCAACAACGCCUUGUCUUCACGCCUGGCAUUCUUGAGUUUCAAACUACCCCAGGAUAUGCUCUUAACAUGUAAAGAUACUAAAUCUAUGAAACAGAAAAUAUACGGCCUUUAGAUUGUUCUUAUUAGCAAAAUUCCAGUUCUUGGGAAUCAACUAGUAUAAACCAACCUGUCGCUACUUUAUAAUUUUAAACUCUGGUGUUGAGUGCGUCCUCCGUCUGAACCUAGUCCAAUCAUGUUCAUGAUUACCCCUUCCUAAAGGCGGAUCUAGGGGCGCAGUGUGCACUUCCCCCUUCCUGAGAUGACCUGUCGCUUUCUAAUGUAGCUAGAAUUUUGCAAAAUAUUGGUUUACUUCACCCAUCAGUUACUUCAUUCCUCAGUGAUACACCCUUUUUAAGAAAUAUUCUUGACCUACCUCAGCUUUUCGAUCUUUUUUUUAGUUCCUCUUCAAUAUAAACCCUCCAAUAAGACAUAAUAAUUCAUACUUUGACCAAAUAGAAGGCGCUGAUUUUGUAAAAGUGUGAGUGAUAUAAUGAAACGCUUUCGACCAGCCACAAAACAGCAAAUCCAAAUCGAUCGUUUACCGUCUUUCCAGUGAUAUCAAGUUGCGUUAUUUUUGACAGCUCAAUUAAAGAUCCAUUCAAUUUUGACCAGAAGCCAAAAUGCAGCACGAAAAUACGAGGAAAUUUGUAUUUUGGAGAGUAGCACUGGUGGAACCGCAGUGGCCGUAAACAAAAGAGAUGACACCAUCUUUGUAAAGGUAUCGUCACCAACGGGAAUCGAACGUUAAGGGAAGAAGGGGGGGGGAGGGGGGUUGGGGAAAGUUCAAGUUAAUUACUAAAUAUAACAAGUUUAAAUAUGGAUCAAGAAGAAACAAAAGAAAAAAAGAUUUCAACCUAUAUGAAUAUAUAAGCUCCAAAUCCGCUUGGUUUAGAACCUUCAAUUCCUGUUCGUAACUACCAAAAUGAUUUAGUUUUUCUUAGUUUAGGACACAUUUGGAAAUGGAAGGAGAUAAUGCUGACACAUAAGCGGCUUAAAUUGAUAAAAGAAAGCUGGCAAUUACUAACUGAAUACAAUGUAUGAAGUUAAAUGCUUCCUAAAGACUUUCUAACAAUAAUCUAACCCUAUCUGGUUUAAGAAUUAAUCCAGUGUUUUUUCUCCAUUAGACUCUGUCGACACCUUUGCGCAGUCUUAACAACUUGGAUAAAGCGAAACGUCUUUAUCCUGAAAUUCUGUUUAAAAAAGUACCCAGAGAAAUUGGGAGUGACUACUUCUAUUUUCAGUCAAACCUUAAAGAUAAGAGGCGGGUUUUGGGAUUUGAUAAAUAUGGUCUUCCAAUGAACACCGGCCAGGUGACGCCCAAUUCUGAGGAAAGUCUUUUCACUCGAGGCUAA